GGAGCCUAAAAUAGCAACCGCACCGCGGAGCUGCCAGGAAAUUCCGAUUUCCGAGUCUGUGAGCCAAUGGACGUAACUUCUGGAAGGAAAAGGCCAAGUGGUUGGGAACAGGGGACGACACCAGUGAGUGUGGCUUUUCUGAUGCCUUUAAGAGUUGAUUGGACAGCAGCUCAGGGGUAGGUGGAAGGGGGAAGGGGGCACAAGGAGUGAGGGUGUCUUCAGGAAAAGAUAUAAUUGCCCCCCACCACCACCAGUUUCCCAGCUCAAGAUACAAAGGAUGAGAAGGAGACGAAGCAACUCAAAGCAAUAGUGACUUCUGCUGCCCUGAACGUCGGAGAAGCUAGAGGACAGCAGGAAGGGGAGUCUUCAACUAUGCCGUACAAGGAACGGAGGACCAGGAAGGCCCUGGAUGAAAGAUUUUAGACUCGCCACGCCCCCACCGCACGGGAAAACCCGUCAGAGGAACACACGAGUAUGGUGGACCGAUUCCCAGGGGUAAUUCCUACUUAAACUUGUACCGACUUGUUUUUGGAGUGACAGUGACUAACGAGAGACUUUUCUUCAUUUUGGGGAGAAAAAAAACACUACAAAACACCCGCUCACCUCUCCAAAUACCGCCAGCCUGCAGUUCAUCAUUUACUUUGCCAUGACAACCUCUCGCAAGAAGUCUGCACACUGAUCCUCACAGACCUCAGUAAAGCCACUGGGAGCCCCUGGAUUGGCAAAGCUGAGCCCAUCAUCUCCGGGCGACAGACAGUUUUAUGCCGUUUCUGCUGCCUCUCUGCCCGGGAAGUCAGCGCUUCCUUGAGCAUGGCUUUUCGACUUCUGAGCCCAAAGGGACCUGGAAAACAGAUGUACCCCAAAAGAAAAUGGAAAGGAGAUUCCAAGACCCCGAAAAUGGAGGCCAUCCACAUCAACAUGUCCAGCGCCCCUCUGGUGAAUCACGCCUCGAGCGUCGAACUCAAGAGCAAUAAGCCGCGUGUCAUGUCGAAGAGUGGCCACAGCAAUGUGAGGAUCGACAAAGUGGACGGCAUAUACCUACUUUACCUCCAGGACCUGUGGACCACCGUCAUAGACAUGAAGUGGCGGUACAAGCUCACUCUGUUCGCUGCCACUUUUGUCAUGACUUGGUUCCUCUUUGGAGUCAUCUACUACGCCAUCGCCUUCGUUCACGGGGACCUGGAGCUGAGCAGCGUUGCCAAAGACCACGUCCCCUGCAUCAUGAAUGUGGACUCCCUCACUGGGGCCUUCCUCUUCUCCCUGGAGUCCCAGACCACCAUUGGGUACGGCGUCCGCUCCAUCACGGAGAAGUGCCCUCAUGCCAUCUUCCUCCUGGUGGCCCAACUGGUCAUCACCACCCUGAUCGAGAUCUUCAUCACGGGCACCUUCCUGGCCAAGAUCGCGCGGCCCAAGAAGCGGGCCGAGACCAUCAAGUUCAGCCACUGCGCGGUCAUCACCAAGCAGAACGGGAAGCUGUGCCUGGUCAUUCAGGUGGCCAACAUGAGGAAGAGCCUGCUGAUCCAGUGCCAGCUCUCGGGCAAGCUGCUCCAGACCCACCUCACCAAAGAGGGGGAGCGGAUCCUGCUCAACCAGGCCAGCGUCAAGUUCCACGUGGACUCCUCUUCCGAGAGCCCCUUCCUCAUCCUCCCCAUGACCUUCUACCACGUGCUCGAUGAGACCAGCCCGCUCAAAGACCUCACCCCUCAAAACCUCAAGGAGAAGGAAUUCGAGCUGGUCGUCCUCCUCAACGCCACCGUCGAGUCCACCAGCGCCGUCUGUCAGAGCCGAACUUCUUAUAUCCCAGAAGAGAUCUACUGGGGCUUUGAGUUCGUGCCCGUGGUCUCGCUCUCGAAAAACGGGAAGUACGUGGCGGACUUCAGCCAGUUUGAACAGAUCAGGAGAAGCCCGGACUGCACUUUUUACUGUGCGGACUUAGAAAAGCAAAAGCUCGAAGAGAAGUACAGGCAGGAGGACCAGAGAGAGCGAGAACUCAGGACGAUCUUGUUACAGCAGAGCAACGUCUGAUGGCAUUCGCCCCUGCCCACCUGGACUGUAUGGCAUUGCUCUGGAUUUGCCAAGGAGCAGAGAUCUGGGCAAAGAUUUGGAUCUUAGGCAGCUCUGAGUAGUUGGUGGUGAAACCUCAUUUGUGCCUGGUGACCUACAUAGGGAAUGCUAAGAACAGAUGGAUUUGUCUACCUUGAAUCGGCUACCCCCAACCUCAUGCUUUGGGGUGCAAAACCAGGGAUCACUCUGAAAGAAAAAUCCACCUGCCUACCCCUGUUGGGUUGCCUGAAAGAAGGACACGACGCUUUUCACAGACUCAUUUAUUCACGUAUUACAUCUCAGCUGCCAGCCAUGAAAUCCACUUAAUGUAGAGCACACCCUGUGCCUUUUCCAGAUUUGGUAUCUGAUUAAGCAUUUCUCAUUCCAAGAAGUUUUCUGGUGUACAUUGUUGACCUAGCGCAGGUGGAUUUAUCUUUUUUUUUUUUUAAUCAAGUUGAUCAUCUUAGGUCAGUUAUUUCAAAGCCUCAAAUGAUCUAAUAUGCCUGGAAGAAUGCUGAAGAACUCUGUAUUGCCACUAAAAGCCUAUCUCAGUAACUGCUGGAUCUACAGAGAUUAGCAAAUCUGGCGCCCAAAGAAAAUGGGUUCCUAAAGGGGAUCAGCUAUUAUAUGCAGUAGCUCAGUGGCCUUCAGGGUUUGGGAAAUAUUAGCUCUUGGGUGGGAUAAGAGGUGGGUGAGGUUUUAGGGAAAAUGACUAUGGUCAUUAAAAGAACUCAUCCUCUAUUUUUGAAGUAGGAAAAAUGGCUUACAUCAGGAAUCCGUGCCCUGCACCGAUCCAGUCAGGGUCCCUUGCUCAAUUAAAAGCCAUUAGUUUCUUAAAGAAUCAUUUAAUUUUUGCCACUAGUGAAGGGGCUGCCAAGAACCAUAUAUCCAGAGUGGGAGCUGGGGGCAAUUAAGAUAGAACCAAAACAGUAAUUAACUCUAGUUGCAAUCUAUUUCUGCAAAAGCAUCACUUCUCUCCCUCCAAAAAGGUGCUCAAAAUGAGUUUUUCAAGAUAAUUUGAUGCGCUCCGGGCCACAUUAAAGAAUAAUUAUGGGAAGGCUUUAUGGGUUCUAUAGGUUUUCUAAUAGUCAAAAUGGGCCAAUAGCCCAGUGGACUAUUUCACGUUCAGUGGAUUAUGACCCACUGUCCAUGAAGGAACUUCAUUUGAAAUAGUUCUUCUUUCCAGGGCCCAGUGAGAUAAACAGAGCCCUCUAUGAGGCUGCUCAACAUACGACUUAUUAGUUCUGUUCAGUCUGUGAGAUAACAAACUGUGCCUUGUUAUGUGGUGGUUGCCAAUGUGGGAGAGGAUAAAGGGGCAUCAGCCGGGGCAGGAAAAUAAGACUUUGUCUAGAGGGAGGUGCAGUCCCCUCAGUACUGGCUGGCUGUCAAAGGCAUUUUUUGGUGAGGGGGCCAGAAUAGGUGAGCUCCCUGGUUUCUCCCCUCACUUAACCGGGUACUUAGGUAACUGCAACCUAUGGUCUCCACCUAGCUCCUGAGCACUGCCUCACUGUCAUCAGUUGUCAUCAAUCAGUCCUAGACAGCUCAAGGUCAUUGGAACAAUUGGCAGGUCAGAGCCUCGAGGCCAAUACUACUGUGGCUGGGCUCUGUUAACCGUCACGGUCGGUCUCCACUUGAGACAGCAGCCACAGCCGCUCUGACCAGAGCCGGGAAGAAAAUGGAACUCAGGCUGCCGCCCUGCACUUGACCUUGUCCGCUAUGGGUCCGAGGACGCGGAGGAGGAAAAGGCUCCAAGAUUUAAGGCAAGGAACAGGGCGAGGGAGGAGUUCUGAAUUCCAAGUGAAGGCCCCUUGACUCCUGCCGACCCCUGUUUCUCGGUCACCACUUCAAAUGCCAUCCCUGUUAAUCCCUCCCUCACAAGGGGCCCGGGCUGAGUAUCGGGCACAUUGUAGUGCAGACACACGAUCCUCCAGUGUUUAUCUCCAAGGAGCACUCCCACUCCCCCCAGGCCAAGGAGUGGGAAGGAGAUGGGGAGCGAAGUGUUUUCUUGCAUUAUCAAGAUCCCUUUGGUCGUGGUCACCGGAGCCUGGCAGGACUUUUGGCAAGGUGCCCCGAUAUCUGCAAGCUUAGCGGUCAAGGGAUGCAUUCAUUUUAUUUCCUAAGGCUUUGACCUAAGGAUUCCUGCAGAAUGGUGACACUCAACGACAAACCAAACCCACUAGCCCACAACUCUAGAGAACACCUAGUGCCUUAAAUCCAGUGCCUGUGUAGCUGUAACCUUCCUGCCUCUUUCCCAACCGGGCCGGAUGUCUGAAAACACCAUGGGGUAUAAAAGCCUGACAAGUUUCGGGCACAUGGCAGUGAAGAUACUGAAUGGCACCUGAACUGAUGUCGGAGGAAGACAGUUGCGUGCCUGGGCACCCUCUCUCCCCAUGAACGAAGCUUUGCUGCUUGACCUGAAAGAAAGAGCUCUUGUGUUUGGAAAUCUUUCCAGUGCAUUAGGCUCUCUUGAUGGAGACCAUUCAAAAAUGCUAUGUUCCAUUUGAGAAACCACAAAGUAAAUAGCAGCAAAUCAAUGUAAUCUGCAAGCAGUGUCUGAUUUCGGUAAUAAAAUCUACUUCCACGUAGUCUUUCAUCCAGGGAUCUCAAACUGCUUUGCAAAUGUGAACUCUCAAUUAACCCUUGUUCCCCUUCCUCCUCAGAGAGGUAGGGAACAAAUUCUCAGCUCUCUAUUUUGUCAGCAGAGACAGCAUGACAGGGAGAGAGGGACACGGGGAGAGGGACAGGGGUAGGGGCAGUGCUAGGCCUCAGAUGCUCAAUCAUUGCUUUGGCAUCUAUAUUUAAUUACCUCCCUUGCUGUGCUCUGGACUGUACCAUAAUGGUAUCUAUUGAGCGCCUAAGUGCAACACUUAGGAGAGGACCACAGAAGCAAAAAACACACAGCCCCUGCCCACAAGGAGCUUACAGUCGAAUGAUCUUGCUGUAUUCACCAUAUGGUGAUCCGGAACAUAAGUAUGGUGUCUGAAACUCUUUUUCAGGCUAUCACAGGCAAAAUGUUCAUUGCCCAGAAUUGUGUGGGCAGGACAGCUGGUAAGGAAUUUCCUUCUGAAAAACUGUCAUUUCAGUGCCCUCCUCUGCAGUGAGCAAACUGAAUGGGAGGAGCCAGCCACUGGAAACAAAGUCGCCAGAGGAAGAGACAGAUCAGUGGCAUAUGCAGUUUCCCAUCAUCAGGGGCAUCACAGAGCCUGAUGCAGGAUUUCUAGUAUAAUUGGCAAAAGGCAUUUUGGACUUUGUGUAAUUGUCAUUCUUCAGGAGGUGGGAGACUGCUGGACGGUGGUGAGGGGUAGGAGGAGAAACAGUCUGUGGAGUCCAGAUGAAGAGUGGGAAUUGGUGAACAGCAGCACAGGGUCACCAGUGCUCCAGGACAUGAGCUAUCUCUCAGGGGGACAUUUGGUCCUAUCGGGAGGGUGCAGUCUAUAAGAAGUGGGGUGUGGGGGCGGGGACAGACUCUAUCUGCAAGGUUUUAUCCUUUGUCGCCUGUCUGGGCAACCAAAUGCAACAGGUGAAAACACAGAAUAGCAGUAAAAUAAGAUUAGCCCCAAACCUCCUUAGAGAAGCAGCGUGGCUCAGUGGAAAGAGCACGGGCUUUGGAGUCAGAGGUUAUGGGUUCA
Molecule: messenger RNA, 5672 nt
Organism: Tachyglossus aculeatus (Australian echidna)
Lineage: Eukaryota; Metazoa; Chordata; Mammalia; Monotremata; Tachyglossidae
Gene: KCNJ15
Product: potassium inwardly rectifying channel subfamily J member 15
Exons: 5
Coding region: 811-2025 (404 amino acids)
Biological process (GO): potassium ion import across plasma membrane; regulation of monoatomic ion transmembrane transport
Cellular component (GO): plasma membrane
Molecular function (GO): inward rectifier potassium channel activity
Source: RefSeq, a predicted model, not a curated record